GCAUGAUGCCUAAAACGCCGUUACUGCUGUUGCAGAUGCUGCCGUGGUUCCUCGUCGGAAUGUCGGAGAGGGACAAUGGAUGCCUCUUUUUCGUCGUCGAUGCGCAACCUUGCAGAAAUGCAAGCUUGGAGUGCGCAUUUUCCGGACUCGCUGCCACGGGUGUGACGUCACCAGCGACCAGUCUACAAAAGGAGCAACGCGAGAACAUCGGCUUCAGAGGGCAUGGCACUUGGCUGACAAGCAUGAUGCCUAAAACGCCGUUACUGCUGUUGCAGAUGCUGCCGUGGUUCCUCGUCGGAAUGUCGGAGAGGGACAAUGGAUGCCUCUUUUUCGUCGUCGAUGCGCAACCUUGCAGAAAUGCAAGCUUGGAGUGCGCAUUUUCCGGACUCGCUGCCACGGGUGUGACGUCACCAGCGACCAGUCUACAAAAGGAGCAACGCGAGAACAUCGGCUUCAGAGGGCAUGGCACUUGGCUGACAAGCAUGAUGCCUAAAACGCCGUUACUGCUGUUGCAGAUGCUGCCGUGGUUCCUCGUCGGAAUGUCGGAGAGGGACAAUGGAUGCCUCUUUUUCGUCGUCGAUGCGCAACCUUGCAGAAAUGCAAGCUUGGAGUGCGCAUUUUCCGGACUCGCUGCCACGGGUGUGACGUCACCAGCGACCAGUCUACAAAAGGAGCAACGCGAGAACAUCGGCUUCAGAGGGCAUGGCACUUGGCUGACAAGCAUGAUGCCUAAAACGCCGUUACUGCUGUUGCAGGUUAGUUACUACUCUACGUAUCGCAGUGAUAAUAGAUGCUUGUUCGUCCUGCCAUGCCCUCGUAGAUGUUGUGCUAUUUUGGUGGAUUGCUGGUCAAUACUGCUGUUGCUGCUGAUGGCCGGGGAUGUUGAGGAAAAUCCAGGCCCAAAAACUGCUGAAAUCUUGCAGGAAAUUCUGGGAAAUCAAAAUGCAUUGGAUCGCAAGAUAGAUGAUAUCAAGAAAGAAAUUGCAGAAGUGAAUGCUAAAACUGAUAAGAUGCAAAGUGUGCUAGCCAUGUUCGACGAAAUGAAAACUAGAAUAGAUAAAUUGGAGACCACCGUACGAAAACAGUCUGAAAAGUUAAUCGAUUAUGAAAAUAGAAGCAGACGAAAUAAUCUUGUGGUGUUUGGUCUUACUGAAAGCGCGAACGAGUCUGCACAAGUGUUAAAUAAACGCGUUGUAAAUGACAUUUUUUCUAAAGUUCUUGGCAUAGAAAUCACUACAGUGGAAAGAAUUCACCGGAUUGGCAAAGUAAAUCCUGAUAGACCAAGGCCUGUGAUCUUGAAAUUUUAUGACUACAAGGAAAAGAAUACCAUCCUCAAAAGCUGCGCAAAGCUAAAGGGAACUUCAAUCAGGAUAAGUAAUGACUAUGUGAAGGAAACUGUGCUGAUACGAAAGAAGUUAUGGGAAAGUGCUGCCUUGGACAGGGACGCAGGCGCAAAAGUAGUUCUUGUGCACGAUAAACUUCGGAUAAACGAUCAGUUAUACGCAUGGGAUGACGUCAGAAACAAGCGCUACUUGCUCUCGGGCAAACGUGAUACUGAUCAAAUGAAGCGAAGUGAGCGUGUUGUAUCAAGUAAGUCAAAUGGAUCUGAUAGCUCAUGCAGCUCAUUUGAGACACCAAAAAAAUAGCUAAGAUUGCUCUC
Dermacentor silvarum is the source of this 1660-nucleotide messenger RNA. RefSeq lists its product as uncharacterized. The coding region runs from base 3 to 1646 and encodes 547 amino acids. The transcript has a single exon. The record is from RefSeq and is a predicted model, not a curated record. Gene Ontology annotation, cellular component: ribonucleoprotein complex. Gene Ontology annotation, molecular function: single-stranded RNA binding. Gene Ontology annotation, biological process: retrotransposition. NCBI's taxonomy places the organism in Eukaryota, Metazoa, Arthropoda, Arachnida, Ixodida, Ixodidae.